Messenger RNA from Ixodes scapularis (black-legged tick), 3978 nucleotides. RefSeq lists its product as uncharacterized. Lineage: Eukaryota; Metazoa; Arthropoda; Arachnida; Ixodida; Ixodidae. Bases 1 to 3978 code for a protein of 1325 amino acids. Gene Ontology annotation, molecular function: DNA helicase activity. Gene Ontology annotation, biological process: DNA repair; telomere maintenance. The record is from RefSeq and is a predicted model, not a curated record. The transcript is spliced from 4 exons.
AUGCACGGUGCAGGUCAACACGGCAUUAAGGGACCAGUAGUGAACGUCUGUGUUGAUGUGGACGACAUGGUGACAAUGUUGCCUCGUGCCAUCGAACAAGACCGAGCCCUCAAUGUACAUUUGAAGCGGCGCAUGCUUGCGAAGACGACCUACCUGGCAGGGGCAGUAAAAAAAUGUGAUCUGCUGCCGUGGCUUAAGCUGCUGUGUGAUAGCACGCUGUACAAGCAUUAUAAUAUAAAGUGCGAUUUUGCCCGUUUGGGGGAUAUCGUAGAAGUGGACGAACACGACGACAUCGAGUUGCUCCCGCAAUGCUCAGACCUCAACGAUCCGAUCCAAGUGGCUACAGCCAUGACUCUGGCUCAGCACACUCUCGUAUGGGACGAAGACAAGUUUCUAGCGAUUGCGCCAGGUGAGGGAAAAAGGCCCGUGAGCAUACUUUAUGACGAACACUCAGAGGAGCUUUCGUUCCCACAGAUCUAUCUCGGUGAGCCGCGCCGAGUAGAUGCCAGCGCAAAACCGACAGUCUUCACACACGCCAUGAGUGAGAUCCGCAGAUCAGACCGUCGAGGGGCCACCCCGCAGCACGUACUGUACAUGGCCAUGAAAGUGUUUAGGCACCGAGUAGCCGGUGACAUGUGUGUGGCCUUCCGUAACAUAAAGGCACUGGAAACACUAACGAAGCAACAGUUGCUCGACAAGGAUUUUGUGCAGCAAGCGGUCGAGCACGACAUGGCUUUCAUGCAUGGUAUUCCCAACACCGUGCAGUACUGGACAAAACGCAAGAAAGACCUCUUUGCUAUGAUACGGCAGUUAGGUAAGCCGACCGCGUUCCUCACUCUUUCUGCCUCGAAAAUGCACUGGCCCGACCUUUUGCAGUUGCUUCAACGCCUUCGGUUGAAGCCCGGCGAGAUCGAAGUACCACUGGAGCAAAUGAACAGCAUUUAUCGAGCACAGCUAGUAAAUGACGAUCCCGUGUUCUGUGCCAUAUAUUCCGACCGAUUGCACCGCGGGUCGGCACACGCGCACAUUCUCCUUUGGCUUCAUAACGCGCCCAACGAGGAGCUCUCGAUGCUCAUGCCCCAGACUCUUGAAAUAGCCAACGUUCUGCUUUCCAUCGACAACGGAUGCUUGAAGCGGGAGCGGACUCAGGUGCACCAACACACGCAUACCUGCUACAAGCACAACACCACCAGAUGCCGCUUUAACGCGCCUUUUAUGCCCAUCGAUGAAUGUAUGGUCGUAGUGCCUUUCCCCACUGUGGACAAUGAAGCGCAGAAGAAGAAAAUCGAGAGCCUCCUAAACAAGUACGAGGCCAUGCAUCAGGCCCUGGAAACGACAAAUUAUGACUCCAUGGAGCAGUUUUGGGAACAUCACGGUGUCGCGGACAAGGCGGAGUACAUUUCUGUUCUCCGAGCAGGCACUCCUCGUGCCACCAUCAUGCUACCCCGUACUGUGCAGCAAAAGUGGGUGAAUUACUUUAACCCAUGGGUUGCAUCAAUCCUCGAUUCUAACAUGGAUCUUCAGAUCGUCCUCGACACGUACGCGUGUGCUGCCUACGUGGUGGAAUAUGUAAACAAGGCCAACCGAGGUAUGUCGAACCUCAAUCGAGCAGUGCAAGAAAUUGUCAAGGAGAAGGGGGAUAUGGCCUAUUCUCAGGCACUGAGACAUCUAGGUGUGAAAAUGUUGAAGUCCAUUGAACUGUCCGCACAGGAGGCCGCAUGGUGUUUGCUCAACCAGGAUAUGUCGGAGGCGAGUCGCAAAGUUGUCUUCGUGAACUCUGCAUGGCCCGAGGAAAGGACGCGCAUUCGGAAGUCUAACGCUCAGAUGGCGCAGGAAGGCUUAGUAGAAUCAAGCACUGAUGUAUGGAAACGGAUGAUGAUCGAGCGCUACGAAGACCGCAUUCCCGAAUUGGAACCUGUUACUCUAGCAGAGUUCGCUACCGAGUACAACAUAUAUACCUACAAAAAGAGGAAUCAGCGACGGAUACUUCGCUACCGCGGUUACUCCGUAGACGAUUCAGUCAACUUCAAGCGAGAACAUGUCCUGCUUUUCUAUCCAUUCCGCAAAGAAGUUGACAUCUUAGACCAAAACUGUUUCGAGCGUCUGUAUGACCAAAACAUCGACGUCAUUCUAGAGAACGAGGCACGGUACCACAGUGACGUAGACAUUGAGCAAAUUCGUGCCGUUUGUAAUUCCAUGCUCCAGUCAAAUGACGGGGAACAUUGUGCCACUUCUGAGCUCCCAGAUGUGAGACUGCACCCGAUGGCCAUGGAAAACGACGACUCCGAUCUCCUAGACAUCGGUAUGGUCCGAUCCAAUGCCCCGUUUAAGCAGUGCCCCGCCGUGUGCACGCGCCAAGACGUCAUGAGCAGAGAUCAAUACCUGGACACAAUGCGCAAGACGAAUGAGGAGCAGUACGAGAUCGUCCGAGAAGUCGUGCAUAGACUCACUAUACCGGACUCUCCGCCACUACAAAUCUUCUUCACGGGAGUGGCUGGAUGUGGGAAGACAUUUGUACUGCGUCUCAUCAUGGACGUCUACAACAGAUAUUGCAACCCUGCUGGUUCAGAUAAUGUAAACGCCUAUGUUGCCUGUGCUACAACUGGAAAAGCGGCGGUCGCGCUUGGUGGAAUAACUGUACAUGCAGCGUUCAGACUUACCAUCAAUAGGGAUGGCGGACUCCGGGACAACGAGUUGAACACGUUCCGCUAUGCGUUCAGGAACGUCAGGUGCGUGAUUAUCGAUGAGGUUAGCAUGAUGUCCGCCGACAUCCUUCAGAAAGUGGACUCGCGACUCCGCAUCAUCACUUGCAAAUAUCUAGAGCCUUUCGGCGGGUUAGACAUCAUCCUCUGCGGAGACCUGCGCCAGCUUCCCCCCGUUCGUGCCGCCGAGGUUUUCAAGCGCGUCAAGACGAACAGUGUGUUUAACACGGAAAUCGCAUGGCACCAUUUGUCAUACUUUGUCCUCACGAAGGUCGUAAGGCAAAGCGAUCUCAGGUUUUCCACCAUACUUACCAAAAUUAGAGACGGUGCAGAAUUGGAUUCCGAAGAAAUCGCAUUGAUCCAGAGUCGGUUCGUCACGCAACAACAAGCAGAAACGUGUUGUCCCGGUGGCAUCCGCUUGUACUACUCCAACAAGGAAUCGGACUACUACAAUACGAACACGGCCAUUGCAACCGAAGAUAAUUGUGUGGCAUGUCCGGCACGGGACACAAUCGUUGGAUUCAGGUCUAUGCAGGAGAAGACAGAGGCAAUGCGCAAGGCCGAAACGCUGCCCAAGGCCGAACUCGGAAACCUGCCAGCUAAUAUAAUGCUAUGCAUUGGAAAACCAUAUAUGCUCACACUCAAUGUCGAUGUUUCCGAUGGUCUGGUCAAUGGCUCUGUUGGAAUACUGCAGUACAUACAAUACGAUACGCUCCGAGAGCCGGAACGCAUCUGGCUGCAUUUCGACAUCAACGGGCUCUACCUCACCAAUGCGGACAAUGACUUUACGUUCUACCACGGCAAGCCCAAUCCCGACAGGGUACUACUUGAUGAGUUUCGUCGACUGCAGUCACACAAACUCCAAACUGUCACUGCUAAGUGCUACGCAAUGAUUAAGCAACCGCACUUGUUCUCGGUCGCCGCACUUAAUGUUCGCUCUCUGCCGGCGCAUUCCAAGGACGUGCACCACGACCCCGUCCUACGCCAUGCAUCUGUACUUUGCUUCUCGGAAACGUGGAUGGAUCCAAAACAGGCGGUAGAAAUCAUGGACUACCAGUACUGCUGCGGCGUCAGUAGAGAGCACAACAGAGCGGCAGGGGUGGCCAUCUACGUGCGUAAGGCUCACACCGCUGUGACGACCUCUCGAAACACGUGCAUAGACCUCGUCUUUCAAAAUCAGCCUUUGGUCCAUCACCUGGAACACAUAUCCUGCCACUUCUCAGAUCACAAGGCUUCCUUCAUAACAAUCAAGGACUGGGAUAAGAGUGCUAUUUAA